This is a messenger RNA of Cylindrotheca closterium, 1146 nucleotides long. Lineage: Eukaryota; Bacillariophyta; Bacillariophyceae; Bacillariales; Bacillariaceae. The record is from the annotation of a GenBank genome assembly.
AUGGUCAUCACAAAUGCCCAAAACACUGCUUUCAUCACCCAGGAUGCUCAGAUGGCAAUUCCACCAGGAAUUUCCGCUCCCCAUCUGAAUCAGCAAGGCAUCACAACAAUAUAUUCGCUCAAGGAGUUCAAUGAUGGCAUGCUUGAUGAUAUUCACAAGCACAUCACAAGACAUGGCCCUCCAAAUGAUGUCUUCAGCGCCCUGUCUCUUUCACGCCUCAAGACUGCUGCCUCUGCUGUCCGAUUUUACCUUGCUACUGGCAGAGCAUUCACUGCAGCAUGUAUGAGAUGGACAAAUACAGUCAUCAUGUAUCAAGAGGAGCGUGAAGCACUGAAGAUUGACCAAGAGCGGGAAGAUCCAAAGGUACCAGGUGUCAGCAAAGCUUUUCCUAUCAUGAAAUGGCUUGCUGCCUUUAGAUCUGUCAUCCAUGAGAGCUAUGGUGUGAGAGGUUUUCCUCUUGGAUAUGUCUUGAGAGAAGACGCUGCUGUGCCAGCUGAACCAUCGCUUGCUCCGGAUCGACCAUAUUCUAUUGAACAUGGAUCGCUUGUUGCCGAAUUUACUGCUAGAGCAUCCCAUACUCACCCUAGGUUUCACCAGGAUAAUGCUCGAAUAUUUGCCAAGCUGGAAGAAGCGCUACAAGGGACGACUUAUGCCUCGUCUCUGACCCCAUUUGAGCAGACAAGAGAUGGAAGAGCUGAGUCAGGUUCUCACGGCUGGGUUCCAGAGGUCAUUACCAUUGAAGGUAGUGAGGAUCGCCUGGUUCAGGCCCUUCGUGCCGGUACCCUUCGUGCUGUGAGCGACGGUUCUUACAAAGCUAAAGUGGGCACAGCAUGCGCUCAAAUUCUCACUGAGGAUCGCAGGGAUAUCAUCUGGAUCACCUGCCAAACCCCUGGGAAAUUUGAGGAUCAGAGUUCAACGCGCAGCGAAUUGAUUGGCCUUAUGGCUUCUCUCCUGGUGUUGGAAUGGAUGGCUCAGCUUGUCCAACUGAAACUCUUUGCCAGCCAACCUUCGGUCGAGAUGGCCUGCGACGGUCUCAUCGCCCUGGAUAAGUCCUUCUCAGAAACUGUUCAGCCCAGGCUUAUCAACUUGAAACGGGGACAUCCUUUGGACUCUUGCAACAAGUCUACACCAACACGGCAAUCUUAG